This is a messenger RNA of Rotaria sp. Silwood2, 462 nucleotides long. The record is from the annotation of a GenBank genome assembly. NCBI's taxonomy places the organism in Eukaryota, Metazoa, Rotifera, Eurotatoria, Philodinida, Philodinidae.
AUGAUUAAAUCCAUUGUAAUUGAUGAAAAAAUCCUCAGAUUACAUAUUUGGGAUACAUCUGGUCAAGAACAAUAUCGUGCUAUCUUAAAUUCUUACUGUCGAGGUGCACAUGGCGUCAUUAUGGUUUUUGAUGUUACGAAAGCUGAAUCCUUUGAUAAUGUGAAGAUGUGGCUACAAGCAAUCGAUCAAUAUUCGAAUAAAAAUGUGAAGAAGUUAUUAAUUGGUAACAAAUGUGAUUUGACGUAUGAUAGAGUUGUUGGUUAUGCAGCGGCUGAAAAAUUAGCUGAUUCAUUAAAUAUUCCAUAUGUAGAAACAUCGGCUAAAAGAUCAAUUAAUGUUGAACAAGCAUUCAAGAUUAUAGGUACUGAGCUUAUGUCGAUUCCUGAAGUAGAAGCAUCCUGUUUAAAUUAUCAAUUACAAAUCAAACCAAUAGAAUGUACGACAACGACUGAAACUGAAUAG